Molecule: messenger RNA, 1812 nt
Organism: Penicillium pulvis
Lineage: Eukaryota; Fungi; Ascomycota; Eurotiomycetes; Eurotiales; Aspergillaceae
Exons: 5
Coding region: 1-1812 (603 amino acids)
Biological process (GO): transmembrane transport; xanthine transport
Cellular component (GO): membrane; fungal-type vacuole
Molecular function (GO): xanthine transmembrane transporter activity
Source: RefSeq, a predicted model, not a curated record
AUGGGACUAUCGCUGAUUAUCUUCGUUGGUUCAAAGCAAGAUGAUAUAUAUGUGCGAGUGUCAGGGACAAUGAUCAUGGAUACCAGCCGGAGAUCACCGGAGAAAGAAGACACGAAUACACCAGUGGCAAGGUCUUUUGAAGGCGACAGACGGUCACACAUCAUUGAAAUUACGCCGGUCGCCGAAACCCGAUGGCAAUAUCUUCGCCGAUACUUUACCACAUGGGAGGGUUGGGUUGGCAACUAUGACUAUCUCUAUCUUAUUACCCCGAAUAUUUGGCCCUUGAACAAGCGGUACAAGGAUUAUGAAGCACCAUUCUACGGGUUGAACGAUGAAGUGCCGAUCAUCCUCACGAUCAUUCUGGGCCUACAACAUGCUUUGACAAUGAUCGGAUCCAUUGUGUCGCCCCCUCUCGCCAUUGCCAGUGGUGCCUUUUAUCUCAAUUCAGAGCAAAGCCAGUACCUCGUCUCAGCAGCCUUCAUAACAACCGGCAUUGCGACCGCUCUACAAGUCACCCGAGUCCAUUUGGCCAAAACCCCCUUUUACAUUGGAACCGGCUUGCUAUCCGUGGUUGGUCCUACGUUUGAUAUUCUUGCAAUUGCUUUUAGCUAUGCGGACAUGCGCUAUGCGAAUGGUACAUGUCCAACAUCAUCAGAUGGAUCAUACCUGCCAUGCCCAGAUGCCUGGGGUGCGAUGCUGGGAACUAUGCUAUGCACCGUAUGGAUUCAGAUCCUGCUAUCAUUUGUCCCCCCGAAAACCCUGAAUCGUAUCUUUCCGAAGAUUGUCACUGGAACACUCCUGUUGCUAGUGGGAGUAUACUUGAUCUCGAGUGGCAUGGAAAACUGGGGCGGAAGCUCGAAUUGUGAUGGUGGAACAGGUUAUUACAGUCUUUGUCCUGAUACUGGCGCUCCGAAAUCCCUACCAUGGGGAGACCCGAAGCUCAUUGGGCUUGGCUUCAGUGUUUUCGUCACCAUCAUCGUCGUGGAGCUUUUUGGAUCACCUCUAAUGCGCUCUGCAUCUGUCGUUUUUGGUCUCGCGAUGGGAUGCGCAAUCUCCGGUGCCACAGGAUACUGGUCCCGUGACAAUAUCGAUGCGGCACCAGUGGCAACCUUUCUCUGGGUCCAUACCUUCAAGCUAUCAGUAGAUGGCGCACUAGUUCUCCCUCUCCUGAUCAUGUUCAUCUGCGAGGCUGUGAGCUGUAUGCCAGAUAUUCUCGCUACUGCUGAAAUUUCCGGUGUCGACAUCGAUGGGAUUGAAUUUAAUAGCAGAAUUCAAGGUGGAAUCCUGUGUGAUGGAAUUGGCAGCUUGGUCAGUGCCUUGGGUACUGGGCUGCCAAUGGUCAGCCAGGCAGGAAACAAUGGUGUCAUCUCUCUUACUGGAUGUGCAAGCCGCAGAGCAGGUUGGUGCGCUUCCGCUUUUCUAAUUCUUAUGGGUAUAUUUGGCAAGUUCGGUGCAGUCUUCGGCUCCAUGCCUCCAUCGGUGCUAGGUGGCAUGCAAGUGUUCCUCUACAGUACUAUUACCGUCGCUGGUAUCAGAGUACUCAGCUUGGUGCCAUUUACCAGGCGCAAUCGUUUCAUUCUCACGGCUGCAUUAGGAAUUGGCUUCAUGGAUAUUGUUUCCCCGAGUUGGUUUGACAAGGUUCUGGAUUAUAGUGGACCAAAUGUCAAUUUGGAAGGAUUUGAGGAAGGCAUUAGCCUUAUCGUGGAGACGCCAUUCAUUAUUGCCGCUGUUGUUGGCGUGUUUCUGAACUUGAUCUUGCCAUAUGAUGUCAAACAGACUGAUGGGCUUCGACAAUCAGCACUUCCGUCUUAG